Molecule: messenger RNA, 772 nt
Organism: Talaromyces stipitatus ATCC 10500
Lineage: Eukaryota; Fungi; Ascomycota; Eurotiomycetes; Eurotiales; Trichocomaceae
Exons: 5
Coding region: 182-772 (196 amino acids)
Source: RefSeq, a predicted model, not a curated record
AUCGCUGACUACGAGAAGGUUGCCUUGAUAGUAUAUCUGGCUCAUAUUUGAAGGUGAGAAAACUUGCCAUGGGUAUCGGCCCGAGGCGAUAACUAAGUUAUGUUCCUGCUCAAAACGCAGAAAUAGGUAUUACUGAUAGGAUCUUGACUCGUAUCAGCACUCCUGAAACUGUAUCAAAAGUAUGUCGAAUUGGCCGGAGGAGAACAACAUUAACUCGGACUACGUUCAGAUCCAGAGCAUAUUCAUGUUAGACUUGCAGCAGAUUUCACUGCUGCAGCAGUUUUCCACACGAAGAAGUCUGAUUGUCAUUGACAAGUUCGGGAAAGGCACUGAUGUAAAUGGCUUCGGUCAUAUGGAAGUCCGAAUGGAUAAGGAAAUCGCAAACGCUAAAGAGCAGGUCACUUCUCUCUACAACCAGGCCGCAGCAAUUAGAGCUUCGGAACACCGUAUGGAUUCAUCCAUAUGUGCUGCUAUGAACGGGGUCGAUGAAGCUAUCGUUACAACGAAUUUGUGUCACUAUCAGCCCGAGGACAAGAUCUCGUCGCAGCUUGAGUGGAUUGCCCGCAGAUUUCUGAAAAUGGACCUAUCGACAAACAUGGGAAGACAUUUUACGCAGGAUUUAGCGGAUUUGUUGACCACCGGAGCGGCCGCCUCAUCCCGAGGUCUGGUUGAUGAACUCUUGAUGCUCACUCGGGAUUGCGCAUGUCUCCAAAAUAUUAUUACUGGGGAAGCAGGCGGCGUAAUAAGCGACAAGUUUGUCCACUUUGUGUAG